AUGACAGCUGCUACAACUUCUGCUGCUCCAACAACAAUGACAACUACCACUAUAACUACCACAACCACCCCUCUGCCAACUACAACGACAACUGCCACUGUUCCAACUACCACAACCACCCCUCUACCAACUACAACUACAACAACAACUACUACUACUCCAACUACCACAACCACUCCUCAGCCAACUACAACAACAACUGUUCCAACUACCACAACUACCCCUCUGCCAACUACAACGACAACUACUACUGUUCCAACUACCACAACCACCCCUCUGCCAACUACAACGACAACUACUACUACUCCAACUACCACAACCACUCCUCAGCCAACUACAACAACAACUACAACUGUUCCAACUACCACAACCACCCCUCUGCCAACUACAACAACAACUGUUCCAACUACCACAACUACCCCUCUGCCAACUACAACGACAACUACAACUGUUCCAACUACCACAACCACCCCUCUGCCAACUACAACGACAACUACAACUGUUCCAACUACCACAACAACCCCUCUGCCAACUACAACAACAACUGUUCCAACUACCACAACUACCCCUCUGCCAACUACAACGACAACUACAACUGUUCCAACUACCACAACCACCCCUCUGCCAACUACAACGACAACUACAACUGUUCCAACUACCACAACAACCCCUCUGCCAACUACAACUACAACUGUUCCAACUACCACAACCACCCCUCUGCCAACUACAACGACAACUACAACUGUUCCAACUACCACAACCACCCCUCUGCCAACUACAACGACAACUACAACAACUACUACCACUCCAACUACCACAACCACCCCUCUGCCAACUACAACGACAACUACAACUGUUCCAACUACCACAACCACCCCUCUGCCAACUACAACAACAACUACAACUGUUCCAACUACCACAACCACCCCUCUGCCAACUACAACGACAACUACAACUGUUCCAACUACCACAACUACCCCUCUGCCAACUACAACUACAACUGUUCCAACUACCACAACCACCCCUCUGCCAACUACAACAACUACAACUGCUGCUCCAACUACAACGACAACAACAACGACAACUGUUCCAACUACCACAACCACCCCUCUACCAACUACAACAACAACUACAACUGUUCCAACUACCACAACCACCCCUCUGCCAACUACAACAACAACUACUACCACUCCAACUACCACAACUACCCCUCUUCCAACUACAACAACAACUACAACUGUUCCAACUACCACAACCACCCCUCUGCCAACUACAACAACAACUACUACAACAACUGCUCGAACAAAAAAUUCACCUACUCCAACUAAACGUACAGCUAAACCUGCAACUGCUCCAACUACAACGACAACUACAACUUCUCCAACUACCACAACCACCCCUCUACCAACUACAACGACAACUACAACUGUUCCAACUACAACAACCACCCCUCUACCAACUACAACUACAACAACAACUGCUCGCACAAAAAAUUCACCUACUCCAACUAAACGUACAGCUAAACCUACAAACGCUCCAACUACAACGAUAACUACAACUUCUCGAACUACCACAACUACCCCUCCACCAACUACAACGACAACUACAACUGUUCCAACUACAACAACCACCCCUCUACCAACUACAACUACAACAACAACUGCUCGAACAAAAAAUUCACCUACUCCAACUAAACGUACAGCUAAACCUACAACUGCUCCAACUACAACGACAACUACAACUUCUCGAACUACCACAACCACCCCUCUACCAACUACAACGACAACUACAAGUGUUCCAACUACAAAAACCACCCCUCUACCAACUACAACUACAACGACAACUGCUCGAACAAAACAUUCACCUACUCCAACUAAACGUACAGCUGCUCCAACUACAACGACAACUACAACUUCUCGAACUACCACAACCACCCCUCUACCAACUACAACGACAACUACAAGUGUUCCAACUACAAAAACCACCCCUCUACCAACUACAACUACAACGACAACUGCUCGAACAAAACAUUCACCUACUCCAACUAAACGUACAGCUGCUCCAACUACAACUACAACUACAACUGUUCCAACUACCACAACCACAACUUUGCCAACUACAACAACAACGACAACUCCUCCAACUUCCACAACCACUCCUGUGCCAACUACAACCACAACUACAACUCCUCCAACUACCACAACCACUCCUCUGCCAACUACAACGACAACUACUACUCCUUCAACUACCACAACCACCCCUCUGCCAACUACAACAACAACUACAACUCCUCCCACUACCUCAAUUACAGCUCCAGCUACCUCAACCACCACUCCCGUUGGUGUGUAUGAAACGCUAAAGAGCAGAUGUACUUCUUUCAAUGACACAAUAUAUACAACUCCUCCAACUACCACAACCACUCCUCUACCAACUACAGUGACAACUACAACUCUUCCAACUACCACUACCACCCCUCUGCCAACUACAACCACAACUACAACUCGUCCAACUACCACAACCACCCCUGUUCCAACUUCAACCACAACUACAACUCGUCCAACUACCACAACUACCCCUCUGCCAACUACAACAACAACAACUACAACUCCUCCAACUACAACAACCACCCCUCUUCCAACUCCAACUUCUCCAACUACCACACCACCUCUGCCAACUACAACAACAACUACAACUCCUCCAACUACUACAACCACCAUUCUGCCAACUACAACCACAACUACAACUCCUCCAACUACCACAUCCACCCCUCUGCCAACUACAACAACAACGACAACUUCUACAACUACCACAACCACCCCUCUGCCAACUACAACGACAACUACAGCUCCUCCAACUACUUCAACUACAGCUUCAGCUACCUCAACCACCACUCCCCUUGGUGUGUAUGGAACACUAAAGAGCCGAUGUACUUUGUUUAAUAACACAACAUCUACAACUCCUCCAACUACCACAACCACUCCUCUGCCAACUACAACCACAACUACAACUCCUCCAACUACCACAACCACCACUCUGCCAACUACAACCACAACUACAACUUCUCCAACUACCACAACCACCACUCUACCAACUACAACCACAACUACAACUCCUCCAACUACCACAACCACCACUCUGCCAACUACAACCACAACUACAACUCCUCCAACUACCACAACCACCACUCUGCCAACCACAACCACAACUACAACUCCUCCAACUACCACAACCACCAUUCUGUCAACUACAACCACAACUACAACUCCUCCAACUACCACAACCACCACUCUGCCAACUACAACCACAACUACAACUCCUCCAACUACCACAACCACCACUCUGCCAACUACAACCACAACUACAACUCCUCCAACUACCACAACCACCACUCUGCCAACCACAACCACAACUACAGCUCCAGCUACCUCAACCACCACUCCCCUUGGUGUGUAUGGAACACUAAAGAGCCGAUGUACUUUGUUUAAUAACACAACAUCUACAACUCCUCCAACUACCACAACCACCCCUCUGUCAACUACAACCACAACUACAACUCCUCCAACUACCACAACCACCACUCUGCCAACUACAACAACAACUACAACUCCUCCAACUACCACAACCACCCCUCUGCCAACUACAACCACAACUACAACUCCUCCUACUACCACAACCACCACUCUGCCAACUACAACAACAACUACAACUCCUCCAACUACCACAACCACCCGUAUGCCAACCACAACAACAAGUACAACUCGUCCAACUACCACAACCACCCGUCUACCAACCACAACCACAACUACAACUCCUCCAACUACCACAACCACCACUCUGCCAACUACAACCACAACUACAACUCCUCCAACUACCACAACCACCACUCUGCCAACCACAACCACAACCACAACUACAACUCCUCCAACUACUACAACCACCCGUUUGCCAACCACAACAACAACUACAGCUCCAGCUACCUCAACCACCACUCCCCUUGGUGUGUAUGGAACACUAAAGAGCAGAUGUACUUUGUUUAAUAACACAACAUCUACAACUCCUCCAAAUACCACAACCACCCCUCUGCCAACUACAACCACAACUACAACUCCUCCAUCUACCACAACCACCACUCUGCCAACUACAACCACAACUACAACUCCUCCAAUUACCACAACCACCACUCUGCCAACCACAACCACAACUACUCCUCCAACUACCACAACCACCAUUCUGUCAACUACAACCACAACUACAACUCCUCCAACUACCACAACCACCACUCUGCCAACUACAACCACAACAACAACUCCUCCAACUACCACAACCACCACUCUGCCAACUACAACCACAACUACAACUCCUCCAACUACUACAACCACCCGUUUGCCAACCACAACAACAACUACAGCUCCAGCUACCUCAACCACCACUCCCCUUGGUGUGUAUGGAACACUAAAGAGCCGAUGUACUUUGUUUAAUAACACAACAUCUACAACUCCUCCAACUACCACAACCACCCCUCUGCCAACUACAACAACAACUACAACUCCUCCAACUACCACAACCACCCCUCUGCCAACUACAACCACAACUACAACUCCUCCAACUACCACAACCACCACUCUGCCAACUACAACAACAACUACAACUCCUCCAACUACCACAACCACCCCUCUGCCAACUACAACAACAACUACAACUCCUCCAACUACCACAACCACCCGUAUGCCAACCACAACAACAAGUACAACUCGUCCAACUACCACAACCACCCGUCUACCAACCACAACCACAACUACAACUCCUCCAACUACCACAACCACCCGUUUGCCAACCACAACAACUACAGCUCCAGCUACCUCAACCACCACUCCCUUUGGUGUGUAUGAAACGCUAAAGAGCAGAUGUACUUCAUUUAAUAACAUAACAUCUACAACUCCUCCAACUACCACAACCACCCCUCUUCCAACUACAAUGACAACUACAAUUUCUACAACUACCACAACCACCCCUCUGCCAACUACAACCAAAACCACAACUACUACCCCUCCAACUACCACAACCACCCCUCUGCCAACUACAACAACAACUACAACUCCUCCAACUACCACUACCACCCCUCUGCCAACUACAACCACAACUACAACUCGUCCAACUACCACAACCACCCCUCUGCCAACUACAACAACUACAACUCCUCCAACUACUACUACCACCGCUCCGCCAACUACAACCACAACUACAACUCGUCCACCAACCACAACCACCCUUCUGUCAACUAAAACCACAACUACAACUCCUCCAAUUACCACUACCACCGCUGUGGCAACUACAACAACAACUACCACAACCACAACUCUGCCAGCGACAACAACAACUACAGUUCCCCCAACUACUUCAACUGUAGCUCCAGCUUCCUCAACCACCACUCCCCUCGGAUUAGAUGGAACACUCAAGAAUAGAUGUUCUGCAUUCCCUAAACCAACAACUACAGCUCUGCCAACUACCACUACCACCUCUCUACCAACUACAAUGACAACUACAGCUUCUGCAACUACCACAACAAUGACAACUACCACUCCUCCAACUACUACAACUUCAGCUCCUCCAACUACCACAACUACAACUACAGCUCCUCCAACUGCUACAACCACAACCACCCCUCUCCCAACUACAACGACAACUAAAUCACCAGUGUCAGUAACAACAACGUCAUCCACAAGUGGAGGAGUAGUGAAUCCAACACCAUCAAACAGAAGUGCAGCAGUAACAGCAGCUACAGCUGCUGGUGUGGCAUCAACAGCAGCAACAGCAGCAGCAACAGCUGCAGCUGCAGCAGCAGCAGCAGCUGCAUCCACAACCAAUAGGACCUUGGCUCAGCAAGCCUAUAAUGCAUCUGUGGAAGCUCUCAAAGCUGCUCAAGAGGCAGCAAGACAGGCUCAGGCAUUACUAAACGGAACAGGAACACUAACAGAUACAAUACAAGCAGCUCAGCUGGCAGCACAGAAAGCACUUGAGGCAUCCCAGGCAGCAGAGCAGGCAUCACAGACAACCCCUGCAUCACUGACCCAAUUUUCAGAAAACAUUCUGGAAGCAACUGCUAAUGCAACAAAGGCAGCCCUUAAGGCAGCUGAAGCAGCUAAUAAUGUGUCUUCUUUAACUCCUGAAAGCCUACAAGCAGCAAAUGCAGCCAUGAAUGAGUCAGCAAUAGCAUCACAACAAGCAGCCAAGGCUAUGUUAGCAGCUCUAGAACAAAAUAUUACUGAGCCACUUGACCCAAUAUUAAAAACAUUUAUAGUUGAUGCAGCAAAGAAUGCCGAAAAUAGUGCUGGUUUAAACCAAAUUGCUGUUGAAAUGGCAGCAAAGUGUUUAACAGCAAACACUACAGAACAUGCACAACAACUAUCAAAUGAGGCUUUGGCAUUAAUACAAAACAUAUUUACUUCAGCAACUAGUGCAGCUGACAAUGCAUAUAAAGCUAUAACAUAUGUUCCUACCACGCCAUCACCUACAAAAUCUCCUGCAGAGAUAAGGAAUGCCAUAGCCGCAGCAGCAUCAGUAGCAUCUAUAGCAUCAAAUGCUGCAGCAGCUGCAGGAGCCACAGCAGCCACAGUCGCAUCAGCCUCCACUGGACCACUUGCUGACAAAGCAAGGAUCGCUGCAGAAGAAGCAAUCAAGGCUGCUGAAGAGGCAGCGAGAAUGGCCCAAGCGGUACUCAAUGGGACCGUUCCACCAGAGGAAGCCAUACAAGCAGCUAAAAUUGCAGCACAAAAAGCACAGGAGGCGUCUUUGGCAGCAAAACAAGCAGCAGAGGCUCUCCCAGAUUCAAUGGCACCAUUUAGGGAGAGAAUUCUUGAAGCAUCUGUCAAUGCAACAGAAUCAGCUCAAAAGGCAGCCCAGGCAGCAAACAACGUAUCUACAAUAACUCCUGAAAGUCUGAAUGCAGCAGCUACAGCUAUGACUGCUUCAGCAAUCGCAGCAGAAAAAGCCCUCACAGCGUUACUAUCUGCUGUACAACAAAAUAUGACCGUACCCCUUGACCCCAAAUUAGAAGGAUAUGUGUCAUCAGUAGCUGAGAAUGCCACACAAACUGCAAACAAAUCCAUAACUGCAGUGGAAAAAGCAGUUGCCUCCUUAACAGCAAACACAACAGAAGGGGCAAACCGUCUGUCAAACGAAGCUAUUAAUUCAGUUAAAGAUGCCAAUAAUUCAACAAACCAAACCAUUGAGUCUGCUGCAAACAUAUUAUCAACAACAUCCUCUGCAGAGAUAAGGGCUGCCAGAGCCACGGCAGCAGCAGCAGCAUCUAUAGCAUCAAAUGCUGCAGCAGCUGCAGGAGCCACAGCAGCCACAGUCGCAUCAGCCUCCACUGGACCACUUGCUGACGGAGCAAGGAUCGCUGCAGAAGAAGCAAUCAAGGCUGCUGAAGAGGCAGCGAGAAUGGCCCAAGCAGUACUCAAUGGAACUGUUCCACCGGAGGAAGCCAUACGAGCAGCUAAAAUUGCAGCACAAAAAGCACAGGACGCAUCUUUGGCAGCAAAACAAGCAGCACAGGCUCUCCCAGAUUCAAUGGCACCAUUUAGGGAGAGAAUUCUUCAAGCGUCUGCCAAUGCAACAGAAGCAGCUCUCAAAGCAGCCCAGGCAGCAAACAACGUAUCUACAAUAACUCCUGAAAGUCUGAAUGCAUCAGCCUCAGCCAUGAAUGAUUCAGCAAUCGCAACAGAAAAAGCCCUCACAGCAUUACUAUCUGCAGUACAACAAAAUAUGACUGUACCCCUUGACCCCAAAAUAGAAGAAUAUGUGUCAUCAGUAGCUGAGAAUGCCACACAAACCGCAAACAAAUCCAUAACUGCAGUGGAAAAAGCAGUUGCCUCCUUAACAGCAAACACAACAGAAGUGGCAAACCGUCUGUCAAACGAAGCUAUUAAUUCAGUUAAAGAUGCCAAUAAUUCAACAAACCAAACCAUUGAGUCUGCUGCAAACAUAUUAUCAACAACAUCCUCUGCAGAGAUAAGGGCUGCCAGAGCCACGGCAGCAGCAGCAGCAUCUAUAGCAUCAAAUGCUGCAGCAGCUGCAGGAGCCACAGCAGCCACAGUCGCAUCAGCCUCCACUGGACCACUUGCUGACAAAGCAAGGAUCGCUGCAGAAGAAGCAAUCAAGGCUGCUGAAGAGGCAGCGAGAAUGGCCCAAGCAGUACUCAAUGGAACUGUUCCACCGGAGGAAGCCAUACGAGCAGCUAAAAUUGCAGCACAAAAAGCACAGGACGCAUCUUUGGCAGCAAAACAAGCAGCACAGGCUCUCCCAGAUUCAAUGGCACCAUUUAGGGAGAGAAUUCUUCAAGCGUCUGCCAAUGCAACAGAAGCAGCUCUCAAAGCAGCCCAGGCAGCAAACAACGUAUCUACAAUAACUCCUGAAAGUCUGAAUGCAUCAGCCUCAGCCAUGAAUGAUUCAGCAAUCGCAACAGAAAAAGCCCUCACAGCAUUACUAUCUGCAGUACAACAAAAUAUGAUUGUACCCCUUGACCCCAAAAUAGAAGAAUAUGUGUCAUCAGUAGCUGAGAAUGCCACACAAACCGCAAACAAAUCCAUAACUGCAGUGGAAAAAGCAGUUGCCUCCUUAACAGCAAACACAACAGAAGUGGCAAACCGUCUGUCAAAUGAAGCUAUUAAUUCAGUUAAAGAUGCCAAUAAUUCAACAAACCAAACCAUUGAGUCUGCUGCAAACAUAUUAUCAACAAAAUCUCCUGCAGAGAUAAGGAAUGCCAGAGCCACGGCAGCAGCAGCAGCAUCUAUAGCAUCAAAUGCUGCAGCAGCUGCAGGAGCCACAGCAGCCACAGUCGCAUCAGCCUCUACUGGACCACUUGCUAACGGAGCAAGGAUCGCUGCAGAAGAAGCAAUCAAGGCUGCUGAAGAGGCAGCGAGAAUGGCCCAAGCAGUACUCAAUGGGACCGCUUCACCAGAGGAAGCUAUACAAGCAGCUAAAAUUGCAGCACAAAAAGCACAGGAGGCGUCUUUGGCAGCAAAACAAGCAGCAGAGGCUCUCCCAGAUUCAAUGGCACCAUUUAGCGAGAGAAUACUUCAAGCGGCUGCCAAUGCAACAGAAUCAGCUCUCAAAGCAGCCCAGGCAGCAGAAAAUGUAUCUACAAUAACUCCUAAAAGUUUGGACGCCGCAGCCUCAGCCAUGAAAGAUUCAGUGAUCUCAGCAGAAAAAGCCCUCACAGCAUUACUAUCUGCAGUACAACAAAAUAUGAUUGUACCCCUUGACCCCAAAAUAGAAGAAUAUGUGUCAUCAGUAGCUGAGAAUGCCACACAAACCGCAAACAAAUCCAUAACUGCAGUGGAAAAAGCAGUUGCCUCCUUAACAGCAAACACAACAGAAGUGGCAAACCGUCUGUCAAACGAAGCUAUUAAUUCAGUUAAAGAUGCCAAUAAUUCAACAAACCAAACCAUUGAGUCUGCUGCAAACAUAUUAUCAACAAAAUCCCAAGCAGUGAUAAGGGCAACCGCAGCUGCGGCAGCAUCAGCAGCAAAGAUAGCAGCAAAUGCUGCAGCAGCUGCAGGAGCCACAGCAGCCACAGUCGCAUCAGCCUCUACUGGACCACUUGCUAACGGAGCAAGGAUCGCUGCAGAAGAAGCAAUCAAGGCUGCUGAAGAGGCAGCGAGAAUGGCCCAAGCAGUACUCAAUGGGACCGCUUCACCAGAGGAAGCUAUACAAGCAGCUAAAAUUGCAGCACAAAAAGCACAGGAGGCGUCUUUGGCAGCAAAACAAGCAGCAGAGGCUCUCCCAGAUUCAAUGGCACCAUUUAGCGAGAGAAUACUUCAAGCGGCUGCCAAUGCAACAGAAUCAGCUCUCAAAGCAGCCCAGGCAGCAGAAAAUGUAUCUACAAUAACUCCUAAAAGUUUGGACGCCGCAGCCUCAGCCAUGAAAGAUUCAGUGAUCUCAGCAGAAAAAGCCCUCACAGCAUUACUAUCUGCAGUACAACAAAAUAUGACUGUACCCCUUGACCCCAAAUUAGAACGAUAUGUGUCAUCAGUAGCUGAGAAUGCCGCACAAACCGCAAACAAAUCCAUAACUGCAGUGGAAAAGGCAGCUGCCUCCUUAACAGCAAACACAACAGAAGAGGCCAACCGUCUGUCAAAUGAAACUAUUAAUUCAGUUAAAGAUGCCAGUAAUUCAGCAAACCAAACCAUUGAAUUUGCUGCAAAAAUAUUAUCAACAAAAUCCCCUGCAGAGAUAAGAGCUGCCAGAGCUGCAGCAGCAGCAGCAGCAUCUGUAGCAUCAAAUGCUGCAGCAGCUGCAGGAGCCACAGCAGCCACAGUCGCAUCAGUCUCCACUGGACCACUUGCUGACAAAGCACAGGAUCACUGCAGAAGAAGCAAUCAAGGCUGCUGAAGAAGCAGCGAAAAUUGCCGAAGCAGUACUCAAUGGAACCGUCCCACCAGAGGAAGCCAUACGAGCAGCUCAAAUUGCAGCACAAAAAGCACAGGAGGCAUCUUUGGCAGCAAAGGAAGCAGCAGUGGCUCUCCCAGAUUCAAUGGCACCUUUUACUAACAAAAUUCUUGAAGCAUCUGCCAAUGCAACAGAAGCAGCUCUCAAAGCAGCCCAGGCAGCAAACAAUGUAUCUACAAUAAGUCCUGAAAGUUUGAAUGCAGCUGCUGCAGCCAUAGGUGAAUCAGCAAUCGUGUCAGGAAAAGCCCUCAGAGCCUUGUAUGCUGCACUGCAACAAACAUCUGUUCAAUCAAUUGAUGCAAAAACAUUAAAAGAUGCUUUAAUCGCAUUUGAAAUAGCAUCAAAUCUGGUUGCAAAAACCACACCAGAAGCGAAGACUGCAGUAGAUAAGGCAGCUGCUUCUAUCAAAGCAGCAACUCCAGAUGAAGCAGAGCAACUGGGGAAUGAAGCAAUUGCCUCAGCAAGAGAAUCCUUAAAAUCAGCUUACGGAGGUGUCAGUUUGGCCAACACAACAUCAGGCCUCACACCGUCUAUGAAAGACUCAACAAUAAGAUCUACAACAUCAGCAGCAGCCUCAGCUGCAGCCGCUGC
Molecule: messenger RNA, 11040 nt
Organism: Boleophthalmus pectinirostris (great blue-spotted mudskipper)
Lineage: Eukaryota; Metazoa; Chordata; Actinopteri; Gobiiformes; Gobiidae
Product: mucin-2-like
Exons: 7
Coding region: 1-10392 (3463 amino acids)
Source: RefSeq, a predicted model, not a curated record